Molecule: messenger RNA, 3555 nt
Organism: Rattus norvegicus (Norway rat)
Lineage: Eukaryota; Metazoa; Chordata; Mammalia; Rodentia; Muridae
Source: RefSeq, a predicted model, not a curated record
CUGGAUAUAAUUUUAGAACAGUGGCAGAUAGUUAUGAAGAACUUCCCCUCCUGUCUUCAGAUUUACCAGUUGCUGUUGUUAUAAAAGGGCUGUUUUCUACCCCGCUAGGUCCACCACCACAGUGCCCCAAGCUAUCUGAUAGAUAUCUUGCUAGAAACACACAUCCCAACUCCAUGGCGGCCCAGUGUCUCUGCCGCCACACACUCUCCCAAACUAAAUUCUCCACAAGAAAGAAUACAACACGGGCUGGAGAGAUGGCUCAGUGGUUAAGAGCACCCGACUACUCUUCCAGAGGUCCUGAGUUCAAUUCCCAGCAACCACAUGGUGGCUCACAACCAUCUGUAAAGAGAUCCGAUGCUCUCUUCUGGUGUAUCUGAAGACAGCAACAGUGUGCUUUAUAUAUAAUAAAUGAAUAAACCUUUAAAAAAAAAAAGAAAGAACACAAUAACUUCUGAUCCAGUUGAUAAGAUAUAAUUGCCCACCUAAACAUACAAAGCCCUAUACACGUCCAUACCUUAAAAAUAUAACAACCUGUAAAUACACAGAGUGGAAUCUUUACAUCCAUGUUCUCUCAGCAGCUUCUCUCCUAGUCUCCUCCAGUCUCCGUCCUUUCCGUUCCAGUCUCCUCCUCUUCCCUCAAACUUUUCUCCCACCCAUCCUUCCUUCUCGUCCAGUGACAGGCCUCAUUCUAUCUUUUACCUGCCUCACCUGUAUGACAUCAUCCAUAUUUCACCGUUUUUGUCUAAUUAAAAAAAAAACUUUUCUCUCAAAUAUAAGUUGAGUACAACUAUUAUCAUUUUAUAAUUAAAAGCAUAAAAUAUGUCAAAUACCCAGUCCAACACUUUAUCAGUUAAACAGAAUAUUUAGUUAUCCAUUCCAGCUUAAGGAAGGUUUAAAAUCUGUUAUAUCCUGGCUAGCUUGUAUACUAUCUGAUAACUAUCUAAUAAAAUAUGUAUUUUCAAAGUUUAACAGCCUAAUAGGCUAUGGGACUAUAAUCAGUCUUCAACCCCGUCAGAAAUCUGAGAACGAUUAAUAUUACCUGAAAAUACAAGAAGCGUAAAACAUAGCUUCCAAACUUAGCCAAUGUAUAGAGACCACUGAUCACCUGGACAGUCCCCUAUUCCUCGAAAUGUUGGAGCAUCAGUCUUCAGCCUUCUGGCACAGGAUUAUCUAACAGACCUUUGUAAUGCAGAUUUUUUAAGGGCUGAUCACCCUGUCUUGGCAGAGCUUAUCAGUCAGCUAUUUUGCAUAAUACUGUCCUUCUCUGGACAGUAUUUUGUCUGUAGAUGAAUUGAAGCAAUUUUGCCUAGUGGCUGUCUCACCACAAUUGGAGCAACUCCAUUGAUGCUCAGUUUCUUCUUAGAAUCUAAGAAGGGGUCCUGUCAGGAGCAGACAUGUCUCAACAAAAGAUAAAUAACUUUACAUCUCAUAUUUUGUGAAUUUCUGACAGUUUUGAAAAUCAUCUAUCUAUAUAAGGUAAUCUGGACUGUUGUCUUUAUAUCUUAAAUAUUACCUUGAAAGUACUGUCAGAAACUCAGAGCCAGGAAUUUGCUAUUUGGCCCUUACCUCACAGGUGUAAUCAACUCAGAAGUUUGUAAUGACAUCAAUAGAAGGACUGGCUCUAAACCUUGUACUUUUAAAUUUUUUUAACAAAUAAAUUCUAUACCAAAGCAAAGAUAUGAUUUUAGCUUAGUUACCAAAUGAGAUUAUGACUGUACAACUCAAUCUAGCUAACUCCUCCCUGUUAAGUUACAACCAUUUCUAGAUUUCUCAUAAAACAACCUUAGAAUAACCACUUUCAGUCCCCCAAGAGUCUAGGGAAUUGGGGCAACAACUCUUCUAUAAUUUCUUCAAGCUGUACAUGGGCAUUGAGAUAUCCUUGGGGGUAGGAGGUAGGAAGAAUGAAGCAAAUGCUGUAGCGGAUGUGUCCUGACUGGACCCAGCUGAAAGAGCUUGAGACCAGGAAUCCCAGUAGGCACACUCCGCAAAAUACAACUCUCAAGACAAAAGUUUAGAAUCCAGAUAUCCUUUUGUUUAAUUCUCCUAAAUCUAGUUUUUCAGGCGGUCUCCCUCUCUCAAUUCUGAUCAGUAUGACUCUGUGAGGUUUCCAGAGCCUAAUCACACUUUUUUUUUUUUUUUUUUUGGUUCUUUUUUUCGGAGCUGGGGACCGAACCCAGGACCUUGCGCUUCCUAGGGAUGCCUCUGCACUGCUGGACCCCAUGGAAUGCACGGACAUGGCCGAAGAGCAGAGAGUGCAUAGCCCUCCCGCUUCACUAGUGCCAAGAAUUCACGUGAUUUUAGCCCAGAAGCUGCAGCACAUCAAUCCAUUGUUACCCACUUGCCUUAACAAGGAGGAGAGCAGAACCUGUCAGUUUGUGUCCAAUUUCAUGUCCGAGUUGUCUCCAGUCAGAGCAGAGCUGCUUGGAUUCCUCACUCAUGCACUCUUGGGAGACAGUUUGGCUGCUGAAUACCUUAUAUUGCAUCUCAUCUCCACCGUGUAUACAAGAAGAGAUGUACUUCCACUGGGAAAAUUUACAGUUAACCUGAGUGGUUGCCCACAGAACAGCACCUUCACGGAACACCUAUAUCGGAUCAUCCAACAUCUUGUUCCAGCAUCUUUCCGUCUACAGAUGACAAUAGAAAACAUGAACCAGUUGAAACUCAUUCCCCACAAAGACUAUACAGCCAACCGACUGGUCAGCGGCCUCCUUCAGCUGCCCAACAACACUUCCCUGGUCAUUGAUGAGACUCUUCUGGAGCAAGGGCAAUUGGACACGCCAGGUGUUCAUAACGUAGCCGCCCUGAGCAAUCUCAUAACCUGGCAGAAGGUGGACUAUGACUUCAGUUACCACCAGAUGGAGUUCCCAUGUAACAUCAACGUUCUCAUCACAUCCGAGGGGAGGUCACUACUUCCGGCAGACUGCCAGAUUCACUUACAGCCCCAGCUGAUACCACCCAAUAUGGAGGAAUACAUGAACGGCCUGCUCUCAGCUGUGCUGCCGUCCGUGCUCAACAAGUUCCGAAUCUACCUGACUUUGCUGAGAUUCCUGGAUUACAACUUAUCAGACGACAUAACCAAGGCAGUUGAAGAUGAUUUUGUGGAAAUGCGUAAAAAUGACCCUCAGAGUAUCACGGCUGAUGAUCUCCACCAGUUGCUUGUGGUGGCUCGGUUUCUGUCUCUGAGCGCGGGUCAGACAACACUCUCCAGAGAGCGAUGGCUCAGAGCAAAGCAGCUGGAGCACUCCAGGAGAAGCAGGCUCCAGCAGCAGAAGAGCGUGAAUGGGAACGAGCUUUAGAGCUCUGAACUGGAAGUGAGUGGCAGGCUCCAGCCUUCAUGCUGGGUAACCCAGAGUCCUUUAUACCACAUUGUUUUAUAGAUCAUUUGUAUCCAAAAGAACAAGGACUUUCCCUGAAAUCAAGUCUAGUGACACCUAAAGUUUAUAUGAUUCUCUGUAAGGGCUUUCACCUUACUGGUUUUAUGGAGUUUUGGAGUUUGUUUUAUAACUAGUUAUGAUGUAUAAAAUGUAUUUGAUAUUAAAAGUUUAACAAUGCUAA